CCUUUACGAUAUAACACCCGAAUAUAUAAAAGGGGGGAGAUGUAUGCUCGGUAAGAAACACACUCAAAACAUAAAAUUUAAAAAUGGAUAAGAGAGAAUAUAUGUUUUCAGUUUUAGUACUGUUCCUGAUCGGUACCGUUGGUGCGGGGGUUCCUGCUGGAGGUCGACCGUUCGAUGACAACUAUGUUGUUACGUGGGGAAAUGUCUUGAAACUCAACCAAGGGAGAGAAGUCCAGCUCUCCAUGGACAAAUCUUCAGGUGCUGGUUUUCAGUCUAAACACAAGUUCGGAUCAGGAUUCUUUCAAAUGAGAAUCAAGUUGCCUCCAAAAGAUACUGCUGGAGUUGUGACAGCUUUUUAUUUGACUUCGAAGGGAGAUACCCAGGACGAGCUAGACUUCGAGUUCCUUGGGGCUAGAGAAGGAAAACCGAUACAAAUUCAAACAAAUGUUUUUAUCAAUGGUCAAGGAAAUAGAGAACAGAAGUUUGUUCUUUGGUUCGAUCCAUCCGCAGAUUUUCACACUUAUGGGAUUCUCUGGAAUCCGUAUCAAAUUGCGUUUUACGUGGACAAUGUUCCAAUACGAAUAUUCAAAAAUAACAAAAGAUAUGGCGUAGGCUAUCCAUCAAAGCCGAUGACAUUGGUAGUUAGUCUGUGGAACGGCGAGGCAUGGGCAACAGAAGGUGGUAAGGCCAAAAUUAAUUGGUCAUAUGCUCCUUUUAAAGCCAAUUUUGAAAGGUUUUCUGAUUCUGGUUGUCACGCGGAUGGUCGGACCAUCAACGCAAAAGUAUGUGGUUCAACAACCUACUGGUGGAAUACGAACCAAUAUAGUAGGUUAAGUGCAAAUGAAACUACGGCAUUCAAGAAUGUGAGAGCGAAGUAUAUGACGUACGAUUAUUGUUCUGAUCAUCCUAGGUAUCCUGUUCCUCCUACGGAAUGUCGAUUGAAUCAAUGAUGGGUAUCUAAAAAGAUUAUUAGAGAAAAGUAUCACAAGUGCUUGCUUUCAAAUAUAUCUUUAGAAUUUAAGAAUGCUAUUUUACUAUUAUAUGAUAAUUAUUUUACAGAGACAACUCACAUAUUCUUGAUCAAAGUGAAGUCCUUAGACGUGUAACGUUUUCUAAUUCUUGCCAAAAAAAAACGUAUCAAAAUUCACUUGCAACGUUUUAUUCUUGCCAAGAACGUAUCAAAACUCACUCCUACUCUACACAAUGUUUAACCAGUUUUCUUUGCUAAGAAUGUUAAUAUCCUAUUAAUGAUUGUUAAGUUACAGCAUGUGUAAUCUAAUGUCUACUCUAGAAUGGUAAAAAAGUUAAAAACAAGCUAGAGUAAAUAGAGGUAAUUAAUAAACACAGAUGAUUAAGUGAUCCAAAGAGACAUAAGAGAGCCUAAAUGCUUCGUAUGUCUCUUGGAAAUCUUCUUGUCCAGCACUUCUCAGUAGAUGAGGGGAGCGGUUUCAUAUGUGGUAGACCGUUGCAUUAUCUGCUAGUUUCCUUAGGAUUGAGGGACAUACCAUAGAGAAGUUUGGAUUCAAGAGAGCAGCUCGGUCCAGUUGUGGAAAAGUCAGGCUAGACGGUUAAGGCGAGAGAGUGACAUGCUCCAACUUCCUGGCUGUAAUCACAGGUGAGCAGAAAAUGGUCCUUAGUCUCAGCAUCGGUGGAGCAGAUGCAACAAGAGGGUGAAACUUGGAUGCCCCAAGAUGCAAGGCGCACUCUGGUCGUAUACGAUCAACAUUUUGCACCCACAUUGUGAAUAAAUAUUUUGGAACUUGAUCCUUUGAACCAGAUAGUAUCAGCCCACUGUUUUGAUGUUGCUUGGUCUUAAAGCUUCCCACGUGAGAGCUGAGGAGAAUGUAGUAGACAUACUUUAACCAGCAAAACGAUGACUAUAAACCAAGUUGCUUUGGUCUAGUGGUAUAGGAGCUCCAGCUGGAGUGUCCGCCCCUGGGUUCGAGCCUUGGCCACUGCAGAAUUUACAUAUGGGCUGCAGCAUCCGAGACCGAAGACCGUUACACGGUGAGCCACAUGGUGACGCCCUGGCAGCGUCCUUGCUCACUUCGGUCUCUAGUCUGGACCACCUCGGUGGGGCCAGGAUACUCGGUUAGCAAAAAAAAAAAAAAAAAAAAAAAAAAAAAAAAAAAAACGAUGACUAUAAUAUUUGGUAAAUAGUGCGUAAUAGUAUAGUAUUAUAAUUAUGGACACAGUAUAGUCUAUUACAACAUUCUUCCUCUAUUAAUAUGCAUCAGGUGUUUUAUACUAUUUCGUUAACAAAUAUAGUAUUAGUUUCCCAUCGUGUCAAGGUGUCAAGCGCACAGACACCUCGGAAAAAAAAAUCUUGUCUAGUUUUGUGCGAAAUUGUUAUAUCCUUGGAGAACUUUUGGUUUGUCAAUUUUAGUUCUCCCUGUUGUCAUUAUAAAAAUUCAAUACUCAUUCAUUUUCUUAUAAACUAAUAUUAUAAGUUAUAAAACUUCAAAUUCAUGUUGGUAACUAAUGUAUUAAAUUAUGUUAUCUUGUUUCAUAGUUUUAUUUAUGAAAUAUAGAUUUUGGAUCAAAAUAUUUUCUAAAGUAAUAAUUAAAUUAAUAAACUUAGAUUUGAAAUUAAACACUUACUAUAUUUGAACUGAAAAAAAUCAGCGACACUGAAAAGAAAUUCAAUGACACUGAAAAGAUUAUAAACAAUCACAACCCAUAAAACAACAACAAAAUAGUAAUAGUUUUUCUUCAAAAAAAUAACAAUAACCAAGGGGUGUUCAAUCCGGUAAAAAUUAACCAUUUAAAACCGACCAGUCCAAAAAAAAAAAAAGUUUAGAUUUAGUAGUACCGAAUAAACAGAAUAUAUGUUAUUGUUAACAAACCGCAUUAUAGGGAUAUAGUUUACUAUAUUGACCGAUCCAACUGAAUAAACGGGAGAAAUCGAUUAAUUAAUAUAUUAGUAUAAUUAUAUAUAAAUUUUAUAAUAAUUUGUAUUUGGAUCAGUAUUUCUAAUAAAAAUAAAAGAAAUUGGCUAUAGUAUUAGCCACUAAAAUCAUAAGAUAAACGUAAUUAUGAUAUUAUCAGCAGAUAUUGUUAAUAUCUAUUAUUAGUUAAAUAUUCAAAAUAUCAUGAUAUUACAUAUUAACAAUAUCAUGAUAAUUAAACUAAUAAAUUAUUUUAAAAUCAUGGAGAAGAUGUCAAGUAAUCAAAUUUAUUAAAAUCACAUAGAAGAUGAUGAGUAAGCAAAUUGAUUUAUCCAAAAAUCAUG
Brassica rapa (field mustard) is the source of this 3232-nucleotide messenger RNA. RefSeq names its product xyloglucan endotransglucosylase/hydrolase protein 2. NCBI's taxonomy places the organism in Eukaryota, Viridiplantae, Streptophyta, Magnoliopsida, Brassicales, Brassicaceae. Gene Ontology annotation, biological process: xyloglucan metabolic process; cell wall biogenesis. Gene Ontology annotation, cellular component: cell wall; apoplast. The record is from RefSeq and is a predicted model, not a curated record. Gene Ontology annotation, molecular function: hydrolase activity, hydrolyzing O-glycosyl compounds; xyloglucan:xyloglucosyl transferase activity.